Oncorhynchus mykiss (rainbow trout) is the source of this 1810-nucleotide messenger RNA. RefSeq lists its product as uncharacterized. Lineage: Eukaryota; Metazoa; Chordata; Actinopteri; Salmoniformes; Salmonidae. The record is from RefSeq and is a predicted model, not a curated record.
GGGAUGUGUUGAUGUUGCACUUUACAUGCAAAAAGCGCUCAAGAAGACUGCCAUGAAAUUUUACUAGUUUGACUAUUUGUGCAAUUUCAUCCGAGAACUUUAUACAUUUAAACGUUAUUUUCUGGUCCUGAGUGGAGUAGACAUGGCUGACCAGGAAACUGGGCCCAAUGGGCUGGCUAAGAGGGCUGCAGCAGGUGCUGCGGUUUUCAAAGUGCGUGAGGCUGCAAUGGCUAUUCUUCAAAACGAAUCUACUGGUAACCUGAAAGUACAAAAACGGAUUGCCCCAUCGACUCCUUUAAUUGUACCAGAACCUUCCCUGAAGCCGUACAAGCGCCCCCCCACUCUGCUAUUGCCACCUUCAUACAGCGCCAACCCAGUUGGAGGAUUUACCUGUGAGGUGUGCGGCCAGAACUUCUUCUCUUUUCCUCAGGUGGUGAGACACAAACAGUUCCACGACGAAGAAAGGCCCUUUCCCUGUGGUGUGUGUGGGAAACGUUUCCUGAGCCGCAGCCACUACACUGAGCACCAGCGGGUUCACACUGGGGAGCGGCCCUUUCCCUGCGACCAGUGUGAGCGCUCGUUCACCACACACCACAACCUGAAGCGUCACCAAACCAUCCAUGCCAAAGAAGAGGCGUAUCGCUGCCGGAAAUGUGGCGUGCUUUUCUGCCAGCGUCACGAGUACCCCGGGGGCAUACCCAGACCCGACCUCGAGCCUCGACCUGGGUUUGAGUCCACAUCCACGAUGCAACCAACACCUCCCAUUCAGGUCACACUCACACCCAAGCAGCUUAAGAAGCUUAACAAGAAGCUUAACAAGAAGCUUAACAAGAAGCUUAAUAAGAAGAGCCAUGAUCUCUCAACUAAACAUGAUCAUUCUAAAAAGAAAAAGAGGAGUAGAGUCAAACAUCCAGGCCCAGCAGAGAAAGUGAAUUAUGUGCGUCAAGAGGAACUUUGGCCUGUGUUGUUAACUAAAGGAGAAAAAUUGCAAAAAGUUGCUUAUGACAUUGAGGUUAUUAUAUGAUGAUAAAACAAAAUGGGAUAAUUAGUCCGAUCAUGAUUAAAAAAAUAAGUUUGUUUUGUUUCAUCUCCACCGAUGUGGACGCUGUUUCAGAAAGGAGUUCUACCUUGAAACACUUGUUUUGCCUCGCAUCGUGAUUUUGGUAUUUAUUCCUUCAUGAGUUUGAGAAAAUAACUUUCCACAAUUGAUCAUGAUUUGGAAACAUUAUGUCAAUCAUUUCAAAUGAUUAACUGUCCUCUGAAAUGUUAUGGUUUUGCUUUUGAGAUCUUGACCAUUUUUUUUGUAUUAGAAUAGAAUAUAGACACUUUUGAGUUAUGAUUCAUUCAGUUGUUUUGAUCCAUUGCCAUGUAAGGGCUAGUGUCCAUGCAUUAUUAAAUGACAUGCUAUUAAACUAGUUAACUCCUCUGAUGUGGCACAUCAAAAUGUAUUUCCAUAUCAAAUAAUGUUAAUCUGCUUUUCGGAUUAUGUUCAUAAAGGCCUGUAGGGUUUCUCUCUGGGCCUUAACCAUUGAGUUGUCCAGAAAUUGCCUUCACCAAUUUAUGUAAGCAAAAAUAAUCAUGAUGCAUUGUUGUUGAUUAAUUACUAAAUGUACCUGUCAUAAGAACAAGUGAAUCCCGAUAUCUGUAGUCUGUGUAAUGUGGACAGUGUUGUGAAAUUUGGGUAACAGAGUCUAUGUAUGUCGAAAUGAUACGUCUCCAGUUGAAUUCUGCAUAACUACCUCAGGCUGAUUGUAAAAUGUAUUUUUUAAAUUGAUAAUGGGAUUACUUACACAUUUAUUGCCUUUGUCUU